AUGGGGGGCGGAGGAAAGGAAAUCAAAGCUGCCGCAGCUGAAGGGUGUAAGAGCACGCUGGGGAAGAGCCGAGGGGCCGCAGGACGGGAUGGCAGCUGGAAGCCCGGCUGCGGCGGGGAGCGCUGCCCGCGGCCGGCCGGGUGGUGCGGCUCGGCGCUGCCCGCCCUCCUCUCGGCGCUGGCGGCCGCCUCCUGCGUCUACCUGGGGGUGCGGACCAGCGACCUCCAGGCCAGGGUGGCGGCCAUCGAGGGCGCCCGGGGGGACUUCUCUGCCGCCGCCCCGCUCCCGCCGCUGCCCGGCUACUCCUUGGAGCAGCUGAACGCGAUGAUGCAGGAGAAAGUGGAGCGACUCCUCGCCCAGAAAUCGUACGAGCACUUGGCAAAAAUACGAGUAGCGAGAGAAGCGCCUCCAGAGUGCAACUGCCCACCAGGUCCUCCAGGGAAAAGAGGUAAGCGGGGCAGAAGAGGAGAGACUGGACCUCCUGGUCAGCCUGGUCCUCAAGGCCCUCCUGGUCCGAAAGGCGAGAAGGGAGAUCAAGGUGAUCAGGGCCCUCGGAUGGUGUUCCCUAAAAUCAAUCAUGGGUUUCUCUCUGCUGAUCAGCAGCUCAUUAAACGCCGCCUCAUUAAGGGGGACCAGGGACAGGCUGGACCCCCUGGGCCUCCAGGGCCACCAGGACCUAGAGGUCCCCCAGGAGAUACUGGCAAAGAUGGUCCUCGCGGGAUGCCUGGUGUACCGGGUGAGCCGGGAAAACCAGGAGAGCAGGGAUUGACAGGACCUCAGGGGCCUCCAGGACAAAAGGGUACUGUCGGAGUGCCUGGUGUUCCAGGGAGAGACGGACAAGUGGGUGAACCCGGUUUGCCUGGCAUAGCAGGAGAAAAGGGAGCGGCGGGGCUUAAGGGUGACCCUGGAGAAAGAGGAGAAAAGGGUGAUGCUGGAGAAAAUGGACCUAAGGGUGACACAGGAGAAAAGGGUGACCCUGGUUCUUCUGCUGCAGGAAUUAAGGGUGAACCUGGUGAAUCUGGACGGCCUGGACAAAAGGGUGAACCAGGUCUUCCUGGGCUUCCUGGACUCCCUGGGAUAAAGGGUGAACCAGGUUUCAUUGGUCCACAAGGAGAACCUGGGUUGCCAGGGCUGCCAGGAACGAAGGGUGACAGAGGAGAAGCAGGCCCUGUUGGGAAGGGUGAGCGAGGUGAACCUGGAGUUCCUGGACCAAAGGGGAAAACAGGUGAACCUGGAUCUAGAGGUCCAAAAGGGUCAAAGGGUGACACAGGUGACACAGGUGACACAGGAUCUGCAGGUCCACGGGGACCACCUGGACAGAAGGGCGAUCAAGGUGCAACAGAGAUAAUCAAUUAUAAUGGCAAUAUCCAUGAAGCUCUGCAGAGGAUCGCCACCCUGACUGUCACGGGGCCACCAGGACCACCAGGACCCCAAGGGCUGCAAGGGCCAAAGGGUGAACCAGGAUCCCCAGGAACUCCAGGAGCUGAUGGGGAGCAGGGUCCUAAAGGCUCAAAAGGAGAUACAGGUGAUCCUGGAAUGCCUGGAGAAAAGGGAGGAAUUGGACUGCCUGGCCUGCCAGGAGCCAAUGGUAUGAAAGGCGAAAAGGGAGAAGUUGGUUUGCCUGGUGCCCAAGGUCCUUCAAUGAUAGGACCACCUGGACCACCAGGGCCACAUGGUCCUCCAGGCCCUAUGGGACCUCAUGGACUGCCUGGCCCAAAGGGUGUAGAUGGCCCAGUUGGUCCCCAUGGCCCUGCAGGUCCUAAAGGAGAAAGAGGUGAAAAGGGAACUGUAGGUGACCCUGGACCCAGAGGACCAUAUGGCUUGCCUGGCAAAGAUGGCGAGCCUGGCCUUGAUGGCUUCCCUGGUCCUCGAGGAGAAAAGGGUGAUAUAGGAGAAAAGGGAGAAAAGGGAUUCCGUGGAAUUAAGGGGGAAAAAGGGGAGCCAGGCCAGCCUGGCCUGGAUGGGCUGGAUGCCCCUUGCCAAUUGGGUCCCGACGGAUUACCAAUGCCUGGCUGUUGGCAAAAGUGAUGAAUCUAACCUUACAAGCAUGAAGUUGUGUACAUAGUGCUCCACUUUUUGUAUUUAUAGUUGAAAACUGAACAUUUGAUUUUAUGAGUCUGAGAUAUGUUUACAUGUAGCUGCUUCUACUUGUUUGCAGUAGUCCAUGUGUACAUCUUUUUUUCACUUACAUCUGCAGUUAGAUGGUAUACAACUGCAGAGUAAACCUGCAAAGAUUCUUUCUCUAGUGAGAGAGGAAUCUCGAUAAAACAAUCAGUGAUAGAAAUCUGAUUAUUUCUGUAAAUUCUUAUAUUUUGGCUUGUGGACAUGCAUGGACAAUGAGUGCCAUGGACUAGUUUACAAGAAAUUGUGACCAAAUAUGAGCAAAAUGCUAUGAAAUGUACUGUGCCAGCUGCCGUUGGAGUUUACUGACUUGGCUUCCAUGUCCAUCUUAAGCACUUCACUGAUUCAUGCCACCAUAUCUGCUUGUAUGGACUAAAAGCAUGAGUUUGUGUGCCAAACAUGCUUGUUGUGUGAUCACGUCACAUGCUAAAUGGCUGCUCACAGUGACCUUUGAUUCCAGCUUCUGAGUCGUUUCCUUUUGUCAUCUCAAGGGGGUCACACCAUGGCUUAUUGCUAAAAAGAGAUAAACCAGAGAAGAAUAGAAGGAGGCCUUGAAUUUUUGGGGAAUAGAGUUCCAGCUGCAGGUGGAUGGCUUCCAGUCCUGCAGGUCACCUGGCCCCUUUGAUCAAAGAGGGUCCUGCCUGUUAAUCAGCAUCAGUUUGCCUUGCACUGCUCACAAUCGUGAAGACAUUCACGAUGGGCCCUGUCAAGUCCCUAAUCAAGAAGGAAAGAAGUUUGAAGAAGAAACCAGACUUCUCUGUGGGUUGUUUGGAAAGGUUACAGAGGUGCUGCAGGGAUCAUUUGAUGGCAGACACCACCUGAGACUAGAAGCUUCUCAACCUUACUCAAGGAUGGACAGAGUAUGUGCUCUGCAUAUUGUAUUUUGGGACUGCUGGAGGAAAAAGCAUUCUUGAGGCAAGGAUGAAUUGGAACAUCCUCCAGAGGAGGAGGAGAACAGAACUGACCAGAUGUAUGUACCAUGGUGUGGUUUCCAGGUGAUUCAGUUUAAAUUACAUAAAACUAGCUGAACUUCCCUGCAGAAUUUUGGAAGCUAUGGUUAAUUUUGUUUCCUUUUCCCGUAACUAUUGCCAUAAAGGAUGCAUUUCAGUAACCUGUUCAACAUUUGUGAUGAUGGCAUUGAAGAAAAUACUUCAAAAGCCACGUGUUCAUCUUGUUUCAGUAUUAACCAUUUUUAUUUCAGAGUCUUUGAAGCCUGUAAGUCUAAAAAAGAAAAGAGUUUAUUUUUGUGUAUCACAGGCUGGUUUAUUUGUCUUGUUCUUUUUCUACUGUUGUAGUGACCUUAGUGGACAUUAUUACUCAAAAAACAUAGGGGAGAAAACAAGUCUGUGUGAUUAACACUGCACGCUUGUUAUCGCACAAACCUGUUAGAAGUGUCAGUAUUUCUCUAUUUCCGUUCAGAUGACUGAGUUUCUAGAGAAACAUUGGCAAAGUUUUGCUUCUCCACUUUUUUAUUGCUAGGAAGAUUUCAUUUAUGCACAUUUGUAGAUUUUGCCACAAAGUAUUUUUUCCAGUUUUGAGUCUUCAUAUGGUGCACUGUAGUUAGUAGUCAGAGAGACUAGUUUAUGAGAAAUUGUGCCAUAUUUGGCAGAUGAAAAUUAUGUGCAUAUGACUUCUGUUCCUAGUGUAUUGCAGGAUCAUCACAAACUGUUUCAAUUACUUUUCUGAGACAUGUCUUUCAUAUGUAGACCAAAACUAAAAGUUGAGGAAGACAGCCUGUCUCCAUCUAUGUGCCCAUCUUGGAAUGCACGUUUUUCCUUGCUCAUUGAUUUCUAAAUCAUGUGAAAGUGGGGACUGGCUGUGGUUGCACUUUUUCACAUUGCUUCACAACCUCAGAUCAAUGGAGAUGCCUCUAUAAUGCGACCUUUCACUUUGCUAAAUCUUUAUUGUCAUUUUGAUAUGUCAAAGAAAAAAACAGCUUUUCAUAGCAGAAAAGUUUACACAAAUUUUAAAAAUUAGAGAUUAAUUUAGUGGUCUCCAACUAGUAAUAAAAACUUACUAAUAAAAAAAAUUCUGACACUGAAAAAGUAUAUACAUUUACUGCUCAAUUCCAUAUUUUCACCAGAAAGAAGCAGACACUCAGACAUACAAGGAAAAACAUUUUUCUUUGCUUACAUUUUCAGUAAUGCAAGUAUCGACCCAUCUGAAUAUUCACAACUACAGUAAUAAAAGCCUUCACGUGGCACAGACUUAAUAAAAAGUAUUAGUAACUGGAGUGCUACAGCAGUAAUAUGAGUGAGGGAUUUUCCAGAAAGAGGACAAGAGGAGAAGCAUUAAAGCCUUUUGAAUUGCCAGUUUUACUCUGCAUGUUUAAGAAGCACUAUCUCAAAAAAACAACAGGCUGAGGACCAAGCUGCCCUGUUAACAUGAGAGAGUCUCUUAUACCUGUGUCCUGUCUGGGCAGAAUUUGGCUAGGUAUAUUAGAGCUGUGAAGACUAGAAGUUAAACAUUUUAAUAAAAUACCAAAUAGUGGCAGUCACACAGUAAGAUAAAAUAUGCUCUAAUAUCCCUCAGAGCAAACAAGUGAAAAAUCAAAUAGGAUAUUUAUUAUUUGGCUAAAUAUUUUAGCAAUCCCAUAUUGAGAGUGUCCACAAACACAACUCAUUUUAAGAAACAGCAACAAGAUAAAGAGCUGUUAAAUGUAUGCUGUCACUUUGAUGUUUUUUUAAAUUGUAUAUAUUUUUAAAAUGUCCUCACAACGUCCAUUUCUACAUGCCUCAAUAAAGCUAGCAGAACCUUGGUUCAUGGUUUCUUCAUUCAGGAAAUAAUUACAGACAUUACUGUUAAGUGUUAGUCCAAAUUUAAUUCUUGUUUAACUUCCUGACACUAAAACCCUGCUGAAGAAACACUUCAGCACCCUUAUUCACUUUAUUUUCUAUCUUGUAAUAUUUUUCUUUAACUUCCACCAGGUAGGAAUCCCAUUUUUUCCCAAAUAAUCUAAUUUAACUUUUUUUACAGCUCUGUAUUGUUCAAUAAUCUAAAAGGUUCAUUUUAUUUAAAUGACCAUGGGUGACCAGCAUAUAAACUAUUUAACUUGCUAAACUAGAUACUUAGAUUUUACAUUAAUAUUUGUGUAAUAUAUUUGCAUCUCAAAGAUUGGCUUUAAAUGAAACCCAACAGUAUUUAGAAAGGUUGCAUAUUCAGUAUAAGAAAAAAAAAGUUAGGUUUAAUAUUUCAUCUAGAAAAGCACCCCAUGAAGACUUGCAACAUCUUUAUUUUGUUUAAAAAGCAACUAUUUUUGGUGCUAGUAUAUCUUUUCUCUUUUGAUGGCAAACCAGUUUGAACCCCCUGUGUGCUGUUUUAUAUUUUAGUAGCAUUCCUCCAAAUAGAUAUUAUUUGUUUUGUUUAGUUUGUGGCAGGAACAGUAGUUCCUCUACCAGUCUUUUCAGUUGUAGACAUGUGUAGUGGUAUUGGUCUACACAGCUUCUAGAUCCCUGACUUUUUCGGGUAUUAUUAAUUCUUGUUUCUUUGAGAGCUUUCAGUAUUUGUUUCAUACCAAGUUUUGUAAUCAUCUGUUACUCCAGUGUAUUACAACCACAUUGUGCAAAAGUCCUGCUACAGAAGCAGCAAGUCUUUUCAGCACUGUAUGGAAUAUGUCUGACAUACAUGAUCCUUGUCUUCAUAUUCAUAGAUUAGCUAUGGGGAACCUUACUUUCAGGAUGCUUUGGACACCAUUUUGUUUUUUCCUGAGGUAAAGCAUGAAACUUUAAUUAAUUGAACAAUGAUACAAUGGUUUUUUAUUGGUAUUUUUAUUUAUUGCUGACUUUGAUGUCAUGUUCUAAUAGUGUAGCAAGGCAGAAUGACACUCUUCGUCUAGCUAUUUGUAAAUUUUGUUAAGUCUACCGUGGCAGUAUUAUGAAUGCAUUCAGAAUGAUCAAAUGAGACAAUCAGGCCUUUGGUCCUUGUGGGAAGGUGGAGCUGUGUAAGGCCAGGGGACACAUCAGGAGAUGUUUUUCAGAUCGUGGAUCCCCACUGAAGUUUAGGGGGAGCUGUUCUGCUGACUUGCACAGAACUGGAAUUGUAAACCUGGGCUCAACCAUGCAGAGCUCUUCACUUGGCUGUGCCUCCCCUUCCAUAGAAAUGAAAUGGGGAGAGUGAUGCAUCCUUCCAUUGCCAAGCACUUUGAGACAUGAAGAGGAAGGAUACAGCUAUUGCGCUUAGUAACACGGCAAAUACCACCUUCGGUGGUGGGAACCUUUAGAUCCUAGCCUAAACCAGGACCACUCCAGUGAGGAAAAGCUGCAGAGAUACUCUGAGUCUAUUGAAUGUGAUUAAGAUGUUCAAGGUAUGCAGAAGCUGACCUUUCCUUUCAAAUGUCCUGAUCUCUGCUGCUUGACCAUCUUGAAUUACAUUUUUACAUCUCUGCAUUUUAUCUAAUGAGACACCUAAAUUGGCUUACUAAAGAAUCACACAAAAUACUAGUAUCUGCAAAGACAGUGGUGAAAAGAAAGUCUAAUUUUUAGUCAUUGCAAAAAAAGUAUUUUAUUUCAGUGACCAGAGUUAAAACUAGCACCUGGUGGUUGUUAUUAUUUUUUUCCUUUCUGCGACUUGCUCUUACGGAUCUGAAUGUUGCUGUAAUGUACAAAUGAAGGUUUUCUUGCAUCCUCUGUUAUUGAAGUAUUUCACAUGGUGGUUGGAUUCAUUAAAUGCUACAAGUGCCUGCCACCAUCAUUUCUGACAGAAUUUUAAAAAGAUACUCCACAAAACAAGUGGAGUUUGUAUUUUAAAAAAGGAUUUGGAGUGUUGUUUUUGUUUCGUUUUGUUUUUAAAUGCAUCCGAUUAUCAAUGCUGCUUGAAAAUUGAAUUUUCUUUGGAAAACAGGGGGCCUUAACUUAACCUGGGACCGUUAGUGUUUUACUUAUUUCUAUUUAAAAAGAAAUUGUAUUAAUUUCCCAGAUACCAUUGGUACUUGCACACUUCUCUUAAGUAUUAUGAAGAGUUGGGUUGGUGGAAGAAUGUUUUACAUAUUGUUAACAUAUAUGUGGAUAUUCUUAUAUUAUUGUACAUGUUUGGGCAAAUAUCACACUACUUUAAAAAUGUUACUAAGAUGUAUGUAUCUGACUUUUUCCUUUGGAAAAAAUAUAUUUUUAUUUGCAUUUUUUACUUUUUUAAGUUCAUCUAUAUGUGCUGUUAUUUUUGUAUUGCAAAUGGUCUCAUAAAUGCAGUAGAGGAGAUAAAAAUACAAAUAAAAUCCAAAUACAAAGUAAUUUGGCAAGGAUUACAUUGCUUGGGGGGAAAAUCACAUGGGUCAGUAUCAUAUUAUCAACACUAGAAAUAUUUUGUGUGUCAGCACUGUAAAUAUUUCAUGAGACCUCUUUUGAUGAGUAAAGAAUUGCAAGGUUUUAAUCACCCAUUUUAAUUUGUUAUUAAUUACCACUUUCUUGUGGCCUCUGGUCCUGACUUAAUUGAACUCAAUCAAACAGCAUGCUUUUGUUUUUAUUAUUAAAAUUUCUCCUUGGUUUUCAUUUGAAUACUGUUUUGUUUUCCUUCAGUUUUGUACUUCAGGUUUUGUUUCUUGCUUGUGAGAAGUUGAUCUUCAGAAUUAUUUUUACACUAUUUAUGAUUUAUUUUCAUAAUGUACAAAGUGUGUAAUUAUUAAAA
This is a messenger RNA of Apus apus (common swift), 7740 nucleotides long. It is a transcript of the gene COL25A1, whose product is annotated as collagen type XXV alpha 1 chain. The coding region runs from base 1 to 2028 and encodes 675 amino acids. The transcript has 37 exons. Lineage: Eukaryota; Metazoa; Chordata; Aves; Apodiformes; Apodidae. The record is from RefSeq and is a predicted model, not a curated record.